Messenger RNA from Drosophila navojoa, 1158 nucleotides. RefSeq lists its product as uncharacterized. Lineage: Eukaryota; Metazoa; Arthropoda; Insecta; Diptera; Drosophilidae. The record is from RefSeq and is a predicted model, not a curated record.
UAUACAUGGUUGAAGGAAUUCAAGUAAAUUCACGUAGCUCUUAAAAUUAUAAUAAAGUGAAGCAAUUGCUAGAAUAUUUAAGGAAUCCGCAAAGAUUGUGCGCCUAACGAUCGACAUUCACAUUUGCAAUAUGACUGCGCGCGGUAAAUUGACCACGCCCACUACAAUGUCCGCGCCCAUGGCUAUGGCCCAACCGAGAUUGAAUUACAAUCGGACCACAAAUGAGACGUUGCGUGGCAACAGACUGGCGACGCCACUAUCACCACACAAGACCGGAAGAGCAGGUCGAUGCAUCGGCGGUGAUGGCGAUGGUGGCACCGCUGCCUGGAAGAGAACCAAAACCACAGAGGUGUCAACUAUAAGCCGCCUGGAGCUGACGGCACGGCUGGAGAAACCAACGAUUGCCUCAACGUUGCGUUCGGCCAGUAAUCGUGGCAGAGCUAUCGCCCAAAAGGCAGCGGUUCCUCGCAAGCCAGCAACACCGAGAACCGAAACGAAGUGCUUAGAUACCACAUCAAAGCAAGGUAUGCCGCGCAAGGCAGGUGGCAUGAAAAAGGAAAGCUUAACGGAGGGACACCACGACUCCGCAAGGGUGGUGAAACACCCAAUGUCAGAGACGGGUGUGCAAACGAAUGAGGCGGAGAUACUGAAUCGCGAUCUGCUCGUGGGAGAUAUAAAGCUCCUGUUGCCCUCCCCGGAGCUAACCAAAGAAAUCGAACUGGCCCGGGCAGAGCAGAAGAAAUCGUAUAAAUCAAUGAUACGUACAUUUUCACCUCACGAGCAGGAUGAGGAGCAGCACUUGGACGAGUUGAAGCAAUACAUGGAGCGCACUUAUGUGACCAGGCGUAAGCCCAAAAAACCACCAAUGCCGACGUUGGCCAACUAUGAGCCUCAUGAAUAUAGCAGCGUAUUCGAGACGAUGGAUGAGUUCUUUACACGCGACGUACAGAAAGCCGAGUCCCUAACGAACAUCAAAGACCGCAUUAAGCGCAAGGAAUUGGAAUUAAUGAGCAUGUUCAACGAGGUGGAAGUUAGUGAAAAGAUCGAAUCUGAUUCCGAAGCGGAUUAGAAUCAAAUUUCUAUAAUUAUGUAACUCUCAGAUAUAUAUUGCGAAAAAAUGAAACAAAUUAAGUGAAUACAAAAUAAAUUCAAGUAAAA